AUCCGUACACCAAUAUGGAUUCCUCGCCCUCGAUAGGCGGCAGUCCCUCGGGACCCGGGGAUCUAGAGAUGGCCGAGGACUACGCCUACGCGUGUCAAAGAGCCGAGCUCCUCGGGCUGCCACUACCUAGUCAGGAGGAAUGGACCAAGUCAAGGCAAGCCACUGAACCCACCAAAGAAGAGAUCGAGGACUCGAUAGUCGAGGAUGCCACUAUGAAAGAUGAAAGCUUGCAACGCGUCGGGGGCGGUCUGGAUGAACUCAACAGCAUCCUAAGCGCAACUCAAAAGAAGCUGAACAGGUUUAAAACCGUCUGCGGUAGCUUGGGGGCCAUGUUGAAGGUACGAGUGGGCUCCAGGUCAAGCACUCCAGACCAUGCACCUCUCCAGCCAAACCCGGACAGCUCGAAAGGCUUGAGUGACACCCUGACGGCCGAUGAGACUAUAUCUGUGGAGUGUACGGUGGAUGAAACGGUUGAAAAGAUCGAGGCUGGUGCUCGGAGGCACGAUAUCAAUGAUAAGAUCGAGUCACACGUUGACAAGUUGGACCUGUUGAUAUCGAAGGCGGAAAACGCACAGUACAGUAUGCAGCAUCAAACGAAGCAAAUGAAGAAGUUUUUGAAAUAGUCGACGCGCUUACUACUAGAAAAAUCAAACUACGCGAUGUAGGAAAUGCGCUAAAAGCCGGAAUUCGAAUAAAUUUUCGUACAUACUCGUACAAGGCGUAUUCUUACUUUUGGUAAACUAGACGUUGACCUUCUGCAGGCAUUAGUUGAAUUAAACUAGUCGUUGCGUUCAGCCCAUUUUCUACGUCACGGCCUCGAGCAUAAAACUCAAAUUAUUAAUGAUGUUUUUCUCUUUUUGACAAAACUAUACAUAGCACAGGAUAAAGAUUUUGCAAAUUUCUCUGUACGAUUUAAAAAAAUUAUUCGUAAGUGGCUGUUCUGCAGAGUGAUCAUUCUUUGUUGAUAAUAUUAUUAUCGUUACGAAGAAAAAAAAAAGAAAAACUUAUUUAUAAGCAAAAUUCGAAUUCAUAUCUCUAUACCUCAACAACGAUUAAUCAAUUCUCUCAAUCUUAUGGUAUUGCUAAUCGGUCGUUGGUGCUUCGAAUGUAAUCGCAGUAAUCGUUGUAUCAAGCUGUGUAUAUACCCUACGAAUAAUGUUCGCUUCCGAAUGCACUUUAUAGCAACUUUGGAGUACAGUUUUUGCUUAUAAUAUUAUAGCAUGACAGUAAGCUCUAAUGCCUGAAUUUACCACGAAACAUACUAGCUCGAUUAAGCUUUCCUACUCUGCUUGGAGAAAUCAAGGAUUGUACGCUGUUCCACGGAAAAAUGUAACUCUUUUUUCUAUCGAUUAUCAGCCAUACUUAAUUCAUGAUGAGUACCCGUUAAACGGCAAAUGAAUACUUUUUCAUAAAAAUUUUCACUAACUCUUAGCAAGUUAAUUUCGUCUGAAUUCAUUGAGCGUCUAAGCUAACAUCUCUUCAAACUUACCAUAAAUCAACAAUUCAUUACAAAUUUGAAGGUUGAGAGCUUCCAGUCAUUACGAAGUCGACGAAAUAUUCUUUAUCUUAAAAUAACUUUUAUACUUUACAAUGCAUAAUUAAUAUCUAAUUAUAAGCCGCAGAUGCCGCAUCCUCAUUCGGAUUUAAAAACCGGUAAUACAUACAUUUGAGGUGAUUUACGUCUAUAAUAGAUUUGACAUAAAAAAUGUUGAUAAGUCUUUUCCAUGCAUUGGAAGUAAAAAGCUAUUUACUGAAAAAACCAAAUUUACCAAAUUUUUUAAGGCGAUACAAUUACAUAGACUGACUUUAAGCCACUUGUGUUGGGAUUCAAGAUCAAAAUCUUCGUUCCCUGGUGUAAUUUUAUCAACAUACCUGAAUUGUACAUACUUUUUAUACAUGUAUGUAUACAUUUGUUAAUUAUGAAUUAUACAAAUAUUUGAGAGAUUUACGAUGUAUUACAUUAUAUACAAUGUUAUAUCAUAAAUAACGUUUCUUAAGUUUAAAUCAAUUUUAGAGUUAUUGUACUUGCAUUAUAAUAUUGUUGCUAUUGUUGUUAUGUAAUAUACCACAACCGCUUGUUGAUUCUCACGAAUAAAUUAUAUGUUACAAUUACGAUUAACCAUGUAUAAAUGAAAUUACCAUUAUAUGUUGAUGCUUGUAACCAAACUCG
Molecule: messenger RNA, 2170 nt
Organism: Neodiprion fabricii
Lineage: Eukaryota; Metazoa; Arthropoda; Insecta; Hymenoptera; Diprionidae
Exons: 4
Coding region: 15-623 (202 amino acids)
Source: RefSeq, a predicted model, not a curated record